UUAUGUGGCAUCCGUAUUCUCGAUUUUUUCAACAACAAGCUUUACAAUGGCGUUGUAAUUUCCUCUCUGACUCGCUGCUAUAUCCUCACGUGUACCCCACCUCUACAUUCUUCAACUCACUCUUAAAUUGUCUAUGGGUAUAAUUAAGACUGAAAUCAAACAUGCGUUCCUUCAUCGGACAGCUUAAACAUGUACCAGCACCAAAUAGAUUUAGUGUUAGCCAAGCUAAACACAGACCGAGCUUAACUAUUUACAGUGUGACCAGCAGCUAUUUACAGUCUUAUCACUACCAGUUAUGCGAAAACAUGCUUUGGCAACAAGGAGGAUGUUUACCAAGAGAGAGAGAAAGAGGAACAAAAAAAAAACCAAGCAAGUUUGUGCUAAGUUUUAGUGUUAUUGAUAUGUACUUGACGCCGUCUGUGCUUCUACUGAUUUUCUUCAGUUUUGAAGAAGAAAUCUUCUUUCUGAUUUACUUUACCCUUUCCCCGGCGUUCUCGUUUUUGCUCUUCGGGUAAUGAUGCUAUGGGAAGUUGAUCUUCGCUAUCUUAUUACGUUUUUCCACAGUAUACAUUCAAUUUUGUUCUUAUUUCGGCUCCUAGUAUAAUCUUGGUCUGCCCAUAUUAUAGUAAAAAGGAGUAAAA
Messenger RNA from Mucor mucedo, 641 nucleotides. RefSeq lists its product as uncharacterized. Lineage: Eukaryota; Fungi; Mucoromycota; Mucoromycetes; Mucorales; Mucoraceae. The transcript has 2 exons. Bases 162 to 515 code for a protein of 117 amino acids. The record is from RefSeq and is a predicted model, not a curated record.